Messenger RNA from Magnolia sinica, 2959 nucleotides. Its product is annotated as pentatricopeptide repeat-containing protein At5g02860. Gene Ontology annotation, molecular function: protein binding. The transcript has a single exon. Bases 30 to 2480 code for a protein of 816 amino acids. The record is from RefSeq and is a predicted model, not a curated record. NCBI's taxonomy places the organism in Eukaryota, Viridiplantae, Streptophyta, Magnoliopsida, Magnoliales, Magnoliaceae.
CUCUCUCUCUCUCUCUCUCUCUCUCAUCAAUGGCAGAGAAGCUAGCUCUCCCUCUUCUUCUACCAGGCCCACCUCCAUCAAAGCCCAUAUUCCAAGAAGCCCAAGCCCAGCAACCUCAAAACCCUUCUCCUUCUUCCCCUCUUUCCCCUCUCCUCCAAGAACUCCUCCUUCCCCACCCUCCCACCAACCCCAAUUCCAAACCCAAUCCCAAUCCUCACCAUCCAAUCCCCCAAAGAAGAACACCCACUUCCCGAAAACCUCGUCUCGGCAAAUCCCUCGAUCCUAACCGUGGAAAGCCCUGGUCCACUGAGCGCGUCUCCAUCAACGGCCAGCAAGUCCUCCACACUCUCCUCAAUUCCAACACCCCCAAUCCCGACAUCGACGGCAUCCUCCGCACUCUCAUCCUUCAAGGUGAGCAACAAUCUCUGCCCUCUGAUCUCUUAGGCAUAAUCAAGGCCUUAGGUUUCCACAAGAAGCAUGAAAUCGCCCUUUCCAUCUUCGAAUGGAUGCGGCAACAAACGCAUCCCGACUCGUUGUUGGGUGGCCCUGUAAUUGCCGUAAUCGUUAGCAUCCUCGGCAGCGAUGGACGGGUCUCCGUCGCCGCAUCUUUGCUUCAGACCCUUCAGAAGGAGGGCCACUCCAUCGACGUCUACGCUUAUACUUCCCUGAUCACAGCCUGUUCGAGAAAUGGACGGUAUCGGGAAGCCGUAUCCGUCUUCGAUAAAAUGAUUGUGGAUGGAUGCAAACCCACGAUUAUAACAUACAAUGUCAUCCUCAAUGUGUUUGGGAAAAUGGGUAUGCCAUGGAAUAAGAUUCUUUCGCUUGUAGAAGAUAUGAAGAGUGAUGGGAUUUCGCCCGAUUCUUACACGUAUAAUACUCUUAUAAGCUGCUGCCGACGCGGGUCUUUGCAUGAAGAGGCCGCUUCGAUCUUUGAGGAGAUGAAAUUGAUUGGUUUUGUUCCGGAUAAGGUCACUUACAAUACUUUGUUGGAUGUAUACGGGAAGUCCCGUAGGCACAAGGAGGCAAUGGGUGUUUUGAAAGAAAUGGAGGCUAACGGGUUUGUUCCGAGUGUAGUGACUUAUAAUUCGUUGAUAUCAGCAUAUGCGAGAGAUGGGCUGUUAGAUGAAGCAAUGGAGCUGAAGACCCAGAUGGCAGAAAAGGGGAUUCGGCCUGAUGUUUUUACUUACACAACGCUGUUGUCGGGGUUUGAAAAGGCUGGGAAAGAUGAAUUCGCAGUCCGGGUGUUUGAGGAAAUGAAGAGUGUGGAGUGCAAACCGAAUUUGUGCACUUUCAAUGCAUUGAUCAAGAUGCAUGGGAAUCGGGGGAAGUUUGCGGAGAUGAUGAAGGUUUUUGAGGAGCUGAGGUUGAGUGGGUGUUCCCCAGAUAUUGUAACAUGGAACACACUGUUGGCGGUAUUUGGGCAGAAUGGGAUGGAAUCUGAAGUGUCGGGGGUGUUCAAGGAGAUGAAGAAGGCGGGGUUCAUACCCGAGAGAGACACAUUCAACACUUUGAUUAGUGCUUACAGCAGGUGUGGAUUGUUCGACCAAGCCAUGGUGAUUUAUGAGAGAAUGCUUACUGUUGGCAUUGGUCCAGAUCUUUCAACUUACAAUGCUGUUUUGUCUGCUUUGGCUCGUGGGGGGCUUUGGAAACAAGCCGAGACGAUACUUGCUGAAAUGAAGGAUGGACAUUGUAAGCCCAACGGACUUACCUACUGCUCGUUGUUACAUGCUUAUGCCAAUGGGAAGGAGAUCAAACGGAUGUGUGCUCUUGCGGAUGACAUAUAUUCAGGGGUUAUUCAACCACACUCCAUGCUUCUAAAGGCACUAGUUGUAGUUAAUAGUAAGUGCAACCUUCUAUCUGAAAUGGAGCGUGCUUUCUUGGAGUUGCGAAGAAGAGGUUGUUCCCCCGAUAUAACGACUCUCAAUGCCCUGGUCUCCAUCUAUGGGAGGAGGCAGAUGGUCGCGAAAGCAAAUGAGAUCGUGAAUUUCAUGAACGAAAGCGGCUUCACACCUAGCUUGACAACGUACAACAGCUUGAUGGAUAUGUAUGGUCGGUUGGGUGAUUUUGAGAGAUCAGAAGAAAUCCUCAGGGAAAUCCAGGCAAAAGGAAUAAAGCCCGAUCUUAUUUCCUACAAUACUGUCAUGUAUGCGUAUAGUAGGCGGGGUCAUAUGCGAGAUGCCUCACGAAUAUUCUCGGAACUGACUGCUGUGGGUCUUCAUCCUGACAUCAUAACUUUUAACACCUUCAUCGCGAGUUAUGCAACCCAUUCAAUGUUUGUGGAGGCUAUUGAUGUGGUGCGGUACAUGAUCAAACAACGUUGUAGGCCAAAUGAGAACACAUAUAAUUCAAUUAUAGAUGGUUACUGUAAGCAUGGUAGAAGAGAUGAAGCGGUUGCAUUCGUUCAUAAUCUUCAGAAGCUUGAUCCACAUGUUUCAAAGGAGGAAGAAUAUCGGUUAUCUGCCCGAAUAACAAAAAACUAGCUUUGAGUCAUCUUUCGAGAAUGGGUUGACAGAUCAAAUCAUGCUUCAUCAGAUCCGUGGUUGCCAUUCUUUAUUCUUAUGUUAUUUAUUGUGCAUGGUUGCACAUGAGAAGAACUGGGUUCCUUUGUACAUGAUAGCCUUAACAGCUGGGAGCUUAACAAGCUUUGGGUGAUUUAUGAUCUAAAACAUACAUGAGUUUUGAAGGCAUCGAGUUUUAUACUGAUUGUCAAUAUCUGUCAAGAGUGCAAGCCUAGCACAUUUCCGAGGGAGAAGAUGGUGAAGAAAAUGGAAUCUCUUCAAUGGUACGUAUACCUGUAUAGCAAUACGAUAAAUAUCAAUCUGUGCAAAUAGAACUGCACUGACUGUUGCUUCUUUGUUUCAUUCUACCACACUUGGUAGACUUAAAAGUAUUAUAAUUGUAUUUCUACCUGAAAAGUGUAGUAUAAUUGCAUUUUUGAAUUGAUGAAUUAUUAAUUACA